This is a messenger RNA of Seriola aureovittata, 9742 nucleotides long. Its product is annotated as microtubule-associated protein 4. Gene Ontology annotation, molecular function: microtubule binding. The transcript has 18 exons. Gene Ontology annotation, cellular component: neuron projection. Bases 127 to 4704 code for a protein of 1525 amino acids. The record is from RefSeq and is a predicted model, not a curated record. NCBI's taxonomy places the organism in Eukaryota, Metazoa, Chordata, Actinopteri, Carangiformes, Carangidae. Gene Ontology annotation, biological process: neuron projection development; microtubule cytoskeleton organization.
UUUUUGCGGGGAGGAGCACGUUAGUUUGCAGCCAGCGGAGUUGCACUGUUGGGUGGGCGGAUCGUAGCGGUGACAGCGACGCUCGGAGACUCCCGACAAACUGUCAAAAAGCAGACAACUAACGUCAUGGCGGAGUUAGACCUGAGUCUGAGUGAUGCGCUGACAGACAGCGCUCCCCAGCCAGGCCCUGAGAGCCUGGUGGAGCGGGACUUUGUGGCUCAGCUGGAGGCUGAGGCCUUCGACGAUCAGGUCGGGGAGACGGUGGGAAAGACAGACUACAUCCCCCUGCUGGACAACGAUGACACCAGGGCAGACUCGGGUGCUACGUUGGAGAAUGGAGAGCAGGAAGCUCAUGGUGUGCAAAAGCCUGGUUGUAAGCUGACCUCGGGGGGACAGACAUCAGCGUCACGCCCGGAGCCGCAGGGAGAGGUGCGGCCACUAUCGUUUGACCAGAAACAGGCCUUGGCUACAGACUUUUUAUCAGCCUCCAUGGCAGGUUAUUCAGAUCCUCUGGGCUCUCAGACCAGCUCUGCCCAAAUGAUGGAUACUGGCCUGAUGGCAGCUUUCUCAGGUUUCUCCCAACCUGGAGGGAAGGGGGUCACUGUGGAGUUGGGAGCUGCCCCCCUCCAAGCAGAGAGACCUCCUAGUAUAGCAGAGCCCCAGCAUCUUACAGCCCCAGCGGGGUUGGACGCCCCUAAAGAGCACAGCCCCAUGCUGCCUGAACCCCAGGUUCCUCGCAGCCCUGUAGAUCUGUCAGCAGGUGCCUUAGGCGACGGCUGGCCAGACCAGGCUGGCUGCCUACCGACAGACCUACCUUUCACACCCAGCGUCACCUCGGUGAUCAAUCGCCAUGCGGGCCAUCUUGCAGCCAGGCCUGAUGACCCACCUGACAGUUGGCCUAGCCGAGAGAGCCCUGCCUACGCUGGAGGCGAUGAAAGGGAGGGAGAUGGAUCGGACCGAAAACAGAAGAAGAAGAAGAAAAGGCGACAGAAGGAUGAGGGAUCUUAUGAACACCUUGAGAACAGGGGUCAACCUGAGAUGCAAGCACAGGGAGAAAACACUCCCCCGACAGAGGAUUUCUACCACCGGAUUGGCCCAAGGCGGGAUAGAGGAGAGGGUAGCUGGGAGGAGCAGCUUGGGAAGAGUGGAGGCCGGGGGAAGAAGGGGAAGAGCAGGAAGAAGCUUCCAGGGGAGUGGGCAGUGAUGGGGGAUCCAUUUGUUCCUUCGUCCGCAGCGACCUCUCAUGUCACAGAGGAGGUGAUGAUGGAUAUAGGGAGUUCAGCUCAGGCAAACCUGGAAGCCUCAUUCAAAGAGAUGGACACCAGCCAGAGCCCCUGGAAAAAGGAGGUCUACCCAGAAGAAAGUCUGAUUCCUGCCCCGCUGUCCCAAGACCUAUUCUCCCCAACAGCAGCUUCCAUUAGCCCACUGGUCCUGAACAGUGAGCUGAAAGCCACAGCAGCUCCGUUCAAUAUGCCCUCCACCACCAACAAUGCAACACUUGGAUCCGAACCCAUGGCUCCUCAACCUGGUGAUUCAUUUGAUCUCCUGGUGGAUACCGAAAAUGCCAGUUUGGGCAACAGCAACCAGGCCUUCUCUCCGCCUCUCUCUCCAGAUAAUAAAGCAACGGGUAGUGACAUGGUUGAUAGCGGGAUGUUUGACAACACCAGUUCCCUCCAAGAGUCUUGUGUGCAAGACAUGCCUGAAGAAGACACCUCUGCUUUCAGCCCUGCCUCGCAGCCAAGUCCGGGCCUUUCACAGAAAGGUGAGGUGUUAGCCUCAGCUCCACCUCUUUCACCUUCAGAUGCUUCGUGGCUCCUGAACGACUCACACAUUAGCAGCAACAGCGAGCUUUUUGACUUCAGUGACAUAAGCACCUCAGGUCAUCCUUUACUCUUGGGCUUGUCCUUUGACACCCCAAGCCCAGCACCUCUCCGCUCUCCCAAAACCACAGCGCAGGAAAUCCAACCAAAAGAGCACAAAGAUGACAAGUCGUCCCAGAAACAAUCCAAGAAGUCUCGUUCUUCAUCCUCUUCAUCCUCUGUAAAGAGUCCCACUUCCCCAGGAGCUAAGAAGUUCCCUCCACAGGCAUCCCCUGUCAUCAGCCCCUCUUCCCCUCCGUCGGUCAACCCUCUGGGAAUUCCAGGAUCCGGUCUUAACCCUGCAGCUAAGCCCUUCUUUCCCAGCUUUGCUGAUCCCAUGGAAGAACCAGCUUUGGUCCCUCCACUUGCCCCCACCAUCGAAGUAAAGUCAGACAAGAUGGAGAAGGCAGACAAGAAGGAGGAAAAGGUGGAGGAUAAUGUCAAGAAGGUGGACCCCUUCAGCCCUGUGGACAAAGCUGAGCAGAAGAGCGUCAAGGUUGAAUUCGUAAUCCCGGAGACUCCUGCUAAGGUGGAGAAAGAGACAGAGAAGGAAAAGCAGAAAGACACAGAGAAAGAGAAGGAGAAAGAAGUGGAGAAGGUAAAAGAGGAAAAAGAAAAAGAAAAGGAGAAGGAGAAAGCAGCAGAAAAAGGGAAAGAGAAAGAGGGGAAAGAGGCUGAAAAAGUUAAAGAGGAGAAAGUGACAGAAAAAGUGAAGGAGGCAGACAAACCGGCAGAAAAGGUGGAGGAGAUAAAGAAGGAGGCAGAAAAGGUGGAGGAGAUAAAGAAAGAGGCAGAAAAGGUGGAGGAGAUAAAGAAGGAGGCAGAAAAGGGGAAAGAAAAAUGGAUGGAGAAAGAAGAGUCAAUGCAGCAGAAGGGAGAAAAAGAGGAUAAAAUGAACAAGGCAGAAGAAUCACCAGAGAAACUGGACAAGACAGACAAAGUGGAGAAGACAGAGAAAGUAGAGAACAAAGCUGAGAAAGCAGAGAACGUGGAAAAGAUGGACAAAAAUGAAAAGUCCAAGGUGGAAGAAAAACCAGAGAACAAAAACACUGAGACACCAGAGAAACCAGAGAUGAAGGACAGCAAAGAGCAGCACAUUGAGAAAGUGGAGAAGACCCCAGAGCAACAGCCAACACCCAUCAACCUCGAUACCAAUCAUGACAAGCUGGAGAAGAAGGCCGACACCGAGACGAAGGUGACGGCAGAGGUGGAAGAACCCAAGAAAGAAAAGGCCGAUGCAGAUACAGCCAAGAAGACCGAGAAAGAGGCCGAGAUGGAGAAACCGUCCGAGAAGCCCGCCGAAAAACCCACGCAGAAGAACGAGAAGGAGGAGAAGCAGGAGAAAAUGCCGGCUGAGAAAAAGACUGCUGAGAAAAAGGAUGACAAGAAGGACAAGGCAGCGAAGCCAGAGGGAGGAGAGAAGGCCAAAAAAGCAAAACCUGCGGCGAAUGGAAGCAGCGCAACUCCCAGCAAGGACCUGGCAGCUGCAGACAAGAAGGCCAAGCCUGCUGCCGGGGCGACCAAACCGAGCACCGCUGCCAAAAUGCGGCCAAGCUCUGCGGCCGCUAGCGGUGGUCUGCCCGCAGCCCAUACUAAGCGCCCCACACCCUCCACUGCCACCUCCACCUCAGACAAAAAAACAACCACAGCAAAGGCACCAUCCACAACCACUGUGGGCCCAAAGCGGCCCUCCACCACUUCUACCAGCCGCCCCUCGUCAUCAGCCACAACCACUGCACGAGAUGUCAAACCCAAGUCAACUCAAGAGAAGCGUCCCUCUCUGCCAAAGGCCAGCACUGCCACCUCAAAUCAAACAGGCUCCACUGCUGCCACCAAAAAUGGAACUGCUCCCACAGCAGCCAGUAAAACCACUACAUCAGUGCGCACGACACCGUCUACUCGCACCACUGCCACCACUGCAGCCAAAAAGCCUCUGGCCUCAAAGACAGACAGCAAGCCAGGAGAGGAGAAGAAGCCCAGCGCUCUGAAGACCUUUGCAGCUGACUCUACCAAGCCCAAGACCACCACCACCCGCAGCACCGGUUCCACCAAUGCUGCCUCUCGCACUCGAACUACAGCAGCCAAACCGGCCACACCAUCCUCCACCUCUGGCACGGUACCAGAGAAGAAGCCCCCGGUGCCCCGCGCCCCCCGGGCUGCUUCCUCAACCACAACUAGCAGCACAACCGCCACCACGAGGACCACGGCUCGCCCCGGCACGGCGCCGGGCCCCGACAUCCGCAACGCCCGCUCUAAGAUUGGCUCUACAGACAACAUGAAGCACCAGCCUGGAGGAGGGAAGGUGUCAUCUGCCUCUCAGAACAGGGGUGUCGCCUCCAAAGAAACGAGCCAGGGCAAAGUUCAGGUAGUCUCCAAAAAGCUGGACUUCAGCCACGUCACCUCACGCUUGGGCUCCAAGGACAAUAUGAAGCAUGUUCCUGGUGGAGGGAAUGUGCAGAUCCUCAACAAGAAGGUGGAUUUGAGCAAGGUGACGUCAAAGUGCGGCUCCAAGGACAACAUCAAGCACAAGCCUGGUGGCGGGGUCGUGAAGAUCGAGUCCCACAAAGUGAACUUUAGGGAAAAGGCUCAGUCCAAAGUGGGCUCCAUGGACAACGUGAGCCAUUCACCUGGUGGAGGAAACAUCAAGGCUGAGGGGGCCCAGGAGACCACAGAGGGGAAUGGGACUCCCCUGAGUGGCACCCCGGCCCCAGCCCCAGGCUCCGAGCCAGGGUUGGCUGGGAGCCCCGCUGCCCAGGAGAAUGGGCUGAAGGACGGGGCUCCCUGUGAUAGUGAGGUCCUCCGGGAGCCCCAGGCUCUGGACUCAAGCAUCCCAGAGACAAAUUGAGUCUUUCAAGCUCAACUUCCGCGAGAAUGCUCGCUCUCGCACGGACCAUGGCGCCGACAUCGUCACCUGGCCAGCCCCCCAGGACAACAACAGACCCCAUCCACACGGUUCCUCCUAUUCUCUACACCACCACCAAAACCACCACCCGACUCCUCGCAGCAUCUCCCUAUUUGAAUCGUUGGCUUCUGCGGGCCCUGACAGCUCCCCCUCUGCCCCCUCCUUGCUGCAUCUUCAGGUGGAGGUCCAGGGGGACAGCAGCAGCUCCUCAAUGGAAUCUUGACCUUUUUUUGCCCCCCAUCAAGCUCUGAAUGCCCCUCUCAUCUUAAAUCAAAAGUCUUGACUUAUCUGAUAGUUCUGCCACUCUAGUAUCAACUUCAUGCCUCUUCUCUCACAUCUCAGCUCAUCAUCAUCCCCCCCAAUCGUUGCCACCCCCACCCGUCUGUAUUUGGCUGAAGUGACUGUAUAGACUAAGCUUGGGCCUUGUCGGGAAUCUAUGUGAAGGGAAACGAGGGGACGGCAAGGUUUCCUCACAUAUUCAGUUGCGUCUUCUUCAAGCUGGCUGACCUGGAAUCAUUGGGUUUCACCGACAGCCUGGUGGUGGACUCUGCUCUCUCUGGCCCUGCGUGACCUCUCCUCCAAUACCCCAAACAGCAGCAGCAAUCAGUUUAUUUGUCCCCUGAGCAGCAUGGAAACCCUUCUGGACUCACCUACCUUCUGUCACACAUACAUACAGUAGCUUCUCUUUUCCCUUGUGACUGUAGGGGCUGUUUGUUCCCAGUAACCAUUUACUCUCUGCUUCAAUAACAUCAUAGUAAUUCAUAUUCAUGUUCAUCUUCAUCAUCACUUCCUCUCUCGUCACCAUCACUUACCAUAAACAAGCUGACAAACAGAAAAGCUAGACAACAAGUAGGCUGUUUGAACCAUUUUAGGCUGUUUAACUCUUUCUUCUCUGUGUUUGUGAUGAUGUGUUUGAGUGACAAAAACAUGUGUAAAAAUGAGCUUUGGUGUUCUGUUCUUAUCUUAUUUUCUUUCUUUCUUGAGUUUUCUCAUUCUUUCCUCCUAGUAUUUUGUUUUUAAAACAGGUUUUCAUUUAUUUAUUCUAUGUUACUUCCUGUAUAAGCAAUACAGCGAUAGCACUCAGAAAAAUCUUGGAAACACGCACAGGAUUUGUAAAACCAAGACACAUGGUGAAGAGAAAGAUGAUAUUCAGAGGGAGGAAGAAAGUGAGGAAGGAGGAGUUGAGGGUUAGGGUGAAAAAGAUGCAUUUAAGGUGUGUUUUUACAUGUAUUGCAAAAUAACAAAUGACAAAUAUUGAAACCUGAAAGUUUUUUGAAAUGCAAUAGAGGAUGUUAGCUGAAGUAGAGACGCUGUAACUGAGUGUGCAGACCAGAGGGAGACGAGGAAGAGAGGAAAUGUCUCUGAAGUCAGAGCGGCUGCGUGUCUCGUAUGUGCCUCCUGUCCUUCCUACCUGAAAACUGAAGUUAAUGAGGAUGAUGCAGGCUCAUGCCUAAAACUGCUCAGAGAAGAGUCAUAGUUGGCAAAACAGAUUUAAAACACUAUUGCUGUUUUAAUGAAAAAUCUGUAAAUCAAGCUGUCCUGGUAGUUGUGUGUAAUCACAGGUUCAGGUGUUUCUAUGAGGGUAAUGGUAGCAUGUUGUUCAGCUGAACACAAAGCAUCUCUAAUAGUGUGUGUUCAGCAUUUUUUCUCAUUGGAAGUAUUGGCAGUGGAACGUGAUGUGGCUUUAUCCUCUUCUCGUGUAGCAAUGUUGCCUCUAAUUGCCUUUAUAGUGCAUGGCCAGAUUAUAUAAUAUCACACCCAGAGCUGAAAGCCUAUGUGCAUUAUGACUCAAAGUGUUGUGGUUUGGCACCAUAUGUAUAUCUCUGGGGCAGUCCUAGUCAGUUGAUGUGUUGUUACUCAAAUGACGACUUGUAAUGGCGAUGAGCAAGGACAACUAGUUUAUCAUGGUCGCACUUUCACCUUUUACUGUCGUGAUUUAACUCCACUGCUCCAAGCGAGGUGCAGAUUGUAUACAGUGACUCCAUGGCUCAAACAUACAGAGAUGAACUACAAACAGACAGAAACGAUAUUUUCUGAUGUUAUUAGUUCUAUUAUCUCAUUAAUACAUCAGUUACAUUCUGCUCAUUAUCCACUUUCCAGCUAUUACUGCAUCAAGUAUAGUGUUAUAACAAGGGCUGGGUAUUGUUUGCGGUUCUAGAGCUAUUACUGAUACCAAAACAACACUUAGGUCAUUACCUUAGACCUGCAUUCAGUGAUUUUUUAUCUUCUUUGUGGCAGCACAAAAAAUUGUAAACACAACAAUGACAUGCUAUCACCUUAUAAAGUUGAUAUGGUAAACAUAUUAGCAAACAAUUGCCUAUGUACACAUGUAGCAGACACAUCAUGUCAACAUUAGCAUUCAUUUGGAGUCACAUUUCUCGCCACCUGGCGAAAGUCCAAUAUUCACUGUCCUUUUAGCUCUGUUUUCAUCUCCUAUCACUGUUCACUAGCUAGCUGCUAAGUUUUACUUAAAUAUACAGUGACUUUAUUUGAACUUUUUUGCUGAAAACGAUUAACCUGCUGCAUCUGAAAACAUGAUGAUGAGAGCGGUAAGGGUGAACAAAAACAGCUCAAGUUUCUGGCUGUAAAAACCAAAACAAAGAUCUGAAAGUUAAAAGGCUCUGUGGAGCUAAGAGGAACUGCAGAACUGAAUCGUAACUCUCUGUGGGUUUGUCACUACGUGCAACCCCUUCCAUAUUACACAUAGUUAAUGAAUCCAUCGUUGGUAUAAAAAAAAAAAAAAGUAAUAUAAAAAGAAGUGCAGCUUUAAUUAGUAGGGUUUUUCUAUAAGACUCAUCUUUCAUUUAACAGAAUCAGGGGAUUUGUAAAACUUUGUCAAUUGCCUGCCAACAAUUGACAAAAUUUUGAUGUAAAUCUAGAACCAUGUGAUCAAAGAAUAAUUAAAAAAGAACAGGAAAAAUGAUGUAAACUUACAAAGAUAACGUUACUUACAGUUUUUGUUGUUUGCAUAAUCAGUGCAUACAACAUAUCAGCCCUUGUCCAAAUUAAAGAGGGUAUCAUGGCAAAUACUUGUCAAAAAUUUAGAACAAAUCUUCAGAUCAUUUGGAUUAUUGGAUUUGAACUCUGUUGCUACAUUGACUGCCCCCUAGAUGACGUCAAACCACAAAAACACUCCUGAGGUUUUUUUUAUUGAAAUUGUUACUUUAAGAAUGAUUUGUAAAGAAGCUUUGACACAACAACUAAAUAGCACUUUAAUGCUUUAAUAUAUCAAAGAGAGCUCACUGUUAUUGAGUGAUGGUGUUUAAUUAACAUAAAAUACCUCUAUUUGAACAAGUGAUCUUAAUUGACUUAAUCUUGAAUGAGCUGUUGCGUAAUAACAGAGCAAUAAACUGACUUACACUGCCAUCACCUUUACUAUUCAGUCAUUAACAGAUUCAGUCAUUAUUUUUGUUCUACAUUGGAAUCCCUUAAAAUAUAAUUAAACAAUGAAGCUAAGAAAGAAAUAUAAUUUUUUUAAAACAGAAAUGGGCAAUAAAUUCCAAUGAAUGUCGUCUGAAGGACAGAAAGUGUGACGGCUUUUCUGCCAGCGGAGGGUUGAGCGUUGAAUUGUUGUGUUUGUGCCACACCUGUCACCUAGCUAAAGUUUUCCUCGUGCCUGUCCACAGCCAUGUUUUAGCUUUGCUUUUACCCCAGGGUUUUUACUUACCACUACUUCUGAGCUUGCACAUGGAUGUACAUAGAUAUUUUAUUGACAAUGAACUCUUUAUGGCCCUGAAAACAAGAACAAAUCAGCAACAGCAUCAAGGGGUUGAUGGGUGGGUGGGGGGUUUCAAGGUUGUUCAGAACAGCUUUUAUGUCCAUGUACCUUUAAUGAUUUUAAGGGGAGGAAGUUUUAUCAUGACUAUUAUGACUAUUAUUCUGACUAUUAGUAUGGCAAAUUGAAAAGUCCGGCCUUUUUCAUUGGAAAGAGGCCACUGAAGUGAAAGAAUGUCUUUUGAGAUAUAUUGUACUAAAGACGCAACACUUUUGUAUAUGUAUUUAUCGUUGUGUUCCUAUAGCCUCAUGACGGUUGUGCAGUCAUGGCUGAAAGGGGUUAUACUUUUGAUUUGUGACAGCCGGUUUCACAAACUGCGAUGUGGACUUUCUCCAAGGAUGUGAGAUUUGAAACCCAAAUACAACACAAAGUCUUUAAAAUCUCAUAGGAACAGGUUUUAUUUACGGUGCUGUAAGAGCAGAUUGAUUUAGAAAUUAGCUUAAUUAAUUCAAGACUAUUUUAACAAAAUUUGUAGUGCACAUUUAUGCGUACACACUAAUAAAUCAUGCCCAUGAACACCAGUCUUAAGAGAUGAAAAUUAUGUUCUGAUUAUCUCGUAAAGUUUCAGGAUACAGUGACCUCUGUAGUUUCAUAUGAUAAGAUGAAUGCGACUGAAGCUAAUGCACCAGAAUCACGAUAUUGUCCAUCACAGUAGACGUGGGGAAUUUCUUGCUCAAGCAGGCACUAAGUUUAGAGGUCAGUGUAUAGGCCUGUAAUUUGGGAGUACUGCAUAUCAAUAUAUAUUGGCUGCUACAUAUUGCACUCAAGAGCAGCAACCUGCCCUGGAGAGUCACACACACCGAGACCCUAACACAUCCUUGUUUGCAGUUAAGAAGACUUAAGUGUAGCUGCCAGGUUUUGGCUUGUGUAAUUAAUGCUCCCCAGUAAUCGAUCCAAGGAGCAUUGUAGAGCUUCAUGUACUGCUACUGUACUCAUACCAGACAUGUAAGUGUAACACUAGCUAAUAAACACCUUCUUUACCUGCAGAGCAUGCUGAAAAACAAUGGGAUGUGUUAGGUAGACUUACUAUGUCAUUUGCAGAGCCUCCUCAUUGUUUUUUUUUUUGUGUUUUUUUUUUCUUCUUUUUUUUCUUUUUUCAUUAAUUUGAAUUUUAUGUUUUGGUUUGGAAAAAAAGUGUUUAUUGUGAUUACUUGUUAAUUAGUGAUGUGAUUAUUAAACAUGAAAUAAAAUGGACUAAAACUCUCA